ACCAACACAACAGCCUCGGGUCGGGUAAAGCGAAGGUCAACUAGCUUCAGUACUAAUGCCGACUUGCUUGGCUACCCAGCGGAUCAGUUGUGGGACAUCUGGAAAGCCGUUCAGUCCGUAUUAUAGCUCAGCCAGGCCAGAAGGAGUUCAGGUUUCUGUUCCGUAGCAGCUUGUUUUCAUUAUUACUAAAAUUUCGUCAUUAACCUCCAGUGCAUGGCCGUCUUUUAUCCCUCACGCGACUGAUCAGGCAGCGACUCUCUUUCUCUUUAAUCUAACAAACACUUUACGACGGGAAAUAGUCUAAGAACCCUUCUUUCUUAUCCGAAGCGUAACAGCUUCAAGUAGGGUCAGUACCCUCACUUCGCCAGGUCUUUUAUCCCUUCCAGUGCAUUUGCCCACUGAUCAGGCAGCGACUCUCUUUCUCUUUAAUCUAACAAACACUUUACGCAGGGAAAUAGUCUAAGAACCCUUCUUUCUUAUCCGAAGCGUAACAGCUUCAAGUAGGGUCAGUACCCUCACUUCGCCAGGUCUGGCAUAGGAUGGGGGAGCCCUGGGAAGGAGCAGCGGCUUGGAGCGGACAGGAGCAGCACGCCCUAGAAGGCGACCUAGGCAGAGGUGGGGCCGGGAGAGGUGCCGGAAUGAAUAGCGGAUACGGUGCAAAUAACGGCAUGCUGGCGCAAUCGCCGAUGGGUGCGCAGGGGAGAGGGGGAAGGCGCGCUCUAUCCGUUGAUUACUCUCAGCGAGCGGCGACUGCGCCUAUGCAGGGCCGGGCGCCGGCUGCACGGCAGAACCAGUACUCGCAUGUGCACGCCCCGCAGCAGCAGCAGCAGCAGCAGCAGCAACAGCCUAUGAAGUCGCAAGGACUCUACCCUGUCAAUGAGCACGAGGAGCCCAACAACUACUUCAACUCUGCUAGAGCCGUCCCCACACAUCAUCAUCAGCAUCACCAGCAGCAGCAGCAGCAGCAGCAGCAGCAACACAUGCAUCAGGCACCACCGCCACAGUUCCAGCAGCAGUGGCAGCAGCAGCAGCAGUCGCAGCAGCAGGAUAUGGGGGGGUAUUCUGGCGGACGCGGCACCCAUGCAGGUGGUGCGAUGAACCACCACUUCCAACCACAGCUAAUGCAGCAGCAGCAGCCGCAAAUGGAUAUGCAGCAGCAGCAGAUGCAACAAGCACAGGCGCAGCAUCGCAGAACGAGGUCCGCCGCAGUCACCACCAUGCUAGGCCAGCCCGACCCUUUCACCCCCACUGACCCCAACACCUCCCCCCACUUCCCUCCGGCCCACACCCCCACCGCCGCCACCACGCCCUCCACUGCCCCCGGCGGCGGCUUCCCCGCACCUGCAAAUCACCCAGCCAUGGCCAUGCGCCCAGGAACAGGACCUGCUGGGUACAGCAGGCAGGGCGGGUCCGGGGGCGGGGGCGGGGGCGGUCCCCCUGCUCCGGCGCUGGUAGCAGCCAUGCAGAGCAUGAGUCUGGGUAGUCCGGCUCUGGGACCGGCGCAUGCUGCGGGGGGGGGGAGGGCGGGAGGGUUUGGUCCGGCGAGUGCUCGAGGCAGCAGCAGCGGCGGCUUCGGGGGGCCUGGAGGGCCUGCGGGGCCUGGAACGCCUGUGGGUCCUGGCGCGGAUGCUGUUGGUGCGCAGAACCAAUGGCAGUCAGCAGCAGGAGGCGGAGGCGGAGGAGGCGGAGGAGGCGGAGGAGGAGGCGGAGUAGGCGGAGGAGCAGGCGGAGCAGCAGGGAACCAGGCUGCCCCUUGGGAGCAGCCUCCGGACGAAUCCUCCUCCACGGACGCCCGGUUCAAGCCGAAGAAGAUCCAAUCGGGUGGGCACACGUGGGAGAUGUUCUCGGGGCCCAGCAUGAACAUUCUCAGGCGGGAGGACGACGCCGACCUCACCCCCAACGAGCUCGCCACGCUCGUGGCCGCGCCUGUGCGCCCCACCGGCCGCCACAGGCGCUCUAGGUCCGCCAUGCCCGUGCAGGCGCAGCUGCAGCAGCUGCGCCCGCCCUCCACGCCCGAGGGGAGGGUGCCUGGCGCGCUCAGGGCGGUGGCCGCGCUGGGGGCAGGCGGAGGCGCUGGGGGCGCGGUAGGGGGAGGGAUGGGUGGCGGGAUUGGCGCGGUGGGGGGUGCGCUUGCUCCUGUUGGCGCUGGGAGGGGAGGGGGGGGGAUGAUGGUCUCAAGCCCCAUGGGCGCAGGUCCAGGCGGAGGUAUAAUCACAGGGGCAGGAAUGGGUGGGGGGAUGGGUGGAAACAUGGGUGCAGAGACGUUUGUAGUCGAGGGGGAGCAUGGGGAGCAGGGCGAGCAGGAGCAGGAGCAGGAAGAGGAAGUGGCGGAAGUGGCGCCUUGGGAUAUGGACUCUUCUGGACCUAACCACCAAUCAGAGUCGCUGCUGGUGAGGGCAGAUGAUACCGGCCCGGGCGCCGCUAACAGCAUCGGGAGAGGUGCUGCUCCUGGUGGAAUGAGAGGGGGCGGAGUCAAUGCACCCUUUGAUGGUGCUGCUGAAAGCACGGCUGGGGUUUUUGCUGGCGGUGGUGAUGCUGGCGUUGGUGGCGGCGGUGGCGGUGGUGGUUACAGCAUUCCAGGUGGUAACAUGGUCAGUGGUAACACGCACGGCCUUCCUGCUCGUGCGUCCACUGCAGGAGGCCGGCCCAGUGGUAACUACCACUUCCCAGGGCCGCGCCAGCCCCACUCACCCAUGCACGCCCAACCGCAGCAGCAGCUACAGCAGCCGCCACCUUACCAGCAGCAGCAGCAGCAGCAGCAGGCAAUGCAGGGCAUGGGUAUCGGCGCCAAUCAGUGGACGGGGAACGCGCUGGUGCCAGACCAGCGCGUUGCAGCAAUCUCAGGGCGGCCUCAAACGCGUACGCCCCCUGCAGGCUACAAACGGACCAUGAGUGGAGGGCUGGAAGGCAACCCAGGAGGAGGGGGAGGAGGCGGAGGGGGAGGAGGGGUAGGAGGAGGGGUAGGGGGAGGGGUAGGGGGAGGGGUAGGGGGAGUGGGGGCAGUGGGAGCGCCAGGGAUGGGGUUCGUCCCGGGGGGGAUGGUAGCUACUGGCGGUGGUGGUGGGCGGGGGCUGUCUCCCCACCGGCGCUCCCAGUCCAUGAGCGUCAACGGCUUCAUGCACGCACCUUCACCUUCCAUGGUCUCCACACCCAUAGGAAUGGCUGGCCCUGGCAUUGGUGGUGGCGGUGGCAGUGGGCCGUCAGGAGGUCGUCCUGACUUGAGGCAAGCGGGCCGGGCUUCUAGCUUUGUGGAGCAGUCACAUCAGCAGCAGCAGCAGCAGCAGUAUCAGCAGCAGCAGCAGGGACAGGUCUUCUCCCCUGCUGCUCGGCCCAACGUCCCGGGCCGAGCGUCCAGCUUUGUGUCGCGCCCCGAAUACCAGUCCGGCCCAACCAACAUGAUGGGUAGCGACGGUGCUGGUGGUGGUGGUAUGGCUAGGCCGGGAUCCGGCCAGGGAGGCAUGGGGCAGGGGCAAGGCCGGCCGUCCAGUCCCCUGGUUCUGCGGCAGGGGCAGGGGCAGCAGCAGUUUGUGCCGAGUCCUAGAAUGGGCCCCGGGCCUGCAGGCUCGGGCCGAGGCGGAGCAGGUAUGGCAGCAAUGGCAGCAGGGGGGGGAAACAACAUGGGCAUGCGGUCGGGCAUGGGAAUGGGGCCAGGGAUGGGCAUGGGCAUGGGGAUGGGGAUGGGUCCCCCUCCUGGCAGCCCUUCAGGGGGAGGGCGUAUGGGGCCUGGGGUAGCAGGUGCAGGGCGGGGGGGAAUGCCAGGGAGAGGAGGGAGAGGAGGAGCAAUGGGGCGAGGCACAGCAGCGGGAGGAGGAAUGGCAGGAAGAGGAGCAGCAGGAGGGGGAGGGAUGGGCACGGUGCUAGGGAGGCCGUACGCGGACGUGAGUGACUACUAUAUUCUGGAUGGGGACGAGGUGGGGCGGGGGCGCGUGGGCAGCAUCCGGGUGUGCGUGGCCCGAGAUACUGGGGAGCAGUUUGCGUGCAAGACCAUUGCCAAGGACAGGCUGCAGUGCGAGGAGGAGGUGGAGGAUGUGCGCAAGGAGGUGGCGGUGAUGGAGCGGCUGAGGGACCACCCGCAUGCUGUGCAGCUCGUGGGCAUGUUCGAAGACGAGCAGAGCGUGCACCUGGUGAUGGAGCUGUGUGCGGGCGGCGAGCUGUGGGAGCGCAUAAAGGCGCGGCGGUGGUACGACGAGGGCAGUGCGGCGGCGGUGCUGCGCGUGGUGGUGGAGCUGCUGCGCGACUGCCACGCCAUCGGCGUCAUGCACCGCGACCUCAAGCCCGAGAACAUCCUGCUCUGCACCGAGGAGAACGACGUCGAUGUCAAGGUCAUUGACUUCGGCGUCGCUGUCUUCUUCAAGCCAGGCGACGUGUACUCCGACAUAGUGGGCAGCCCCCUCUACAUCGCCCCUGAGGUCCUCCACGAGGCGUACGGGCCCGAGUCCGACAUCUGGAGUGCAGGGGUCAUCCUCUACGUGCUGCUGGCGGGCGUGCCGCCCUUCCGCGGGGAGAGCGACGAGGGCGUGUUCCAGGCGAUCCUCGAACAGGAGCCGGACCUGCAGCGGGCCCCCUGGCCGGAUGUGUCGGAUGAGGCCAAGGAUUUGGUGCUGCGCAUGCUGACCAAGGACCCCGCCCAGCGCAUUACUGCUGAUGAUGUUCUUGAUCACCCGUGGCUCAGCAUGUAACUGUGGCCCCAUCUAAUAGUACGGUAGCGCUGAGUGCUAACUAAAUUAGUUUAUAGCAAACGUAUCAGGGCUCGGAUUAGCGAUCCUACUGACCCAUGCGAUUGCUUGAUCCGAGUCAACACAUUGAAGCAUGAUAGAAUAAAGUACACGUAGAUUUUACAGCAACAUUGUUGGUUUGAAUGUGGGAAUUAAACCAUUUAGCUCUAUAAUCUACCGGUAUAUGUGAUAGGUUAU
Messenger RNA from Closterium sp. NIES-67, 4913 nucleotides. The record is from the annotation of a GenBank genome assembly. Lineage: Eukaryota; Viridiplantae; Streptophyta; Zygnematophyceae; Desmidiales; Closteriaceae.